Messenger RNA from Uloborus diversus, 738 nucleotides. RefSeq lists its product as uncharacterized. The transcript is spliced from 3 exons. The coding region runs from base 78 to 431 and encodes 117 amino acids. The record is from RefSeq and is a predicted model, not a curated record. NCBI's taxonomy places the organism in Eukaryota, Metazoa, Arthropoda, Arachnida, Araneae, Uloboridae.
GCUUAAAUCACCAAAGAAUGCAUGCAUGGCCAUUCACAAGUAACGAAAUCGUCUUCUAACCCAUCAAAUCCACGAGUAUGACCAAAGAGGACCAAAUUCAGGCGUCGGAUCGCUACUUGCAAGAUGUCUGGGUUCCUCGAGUUCGAGAUCAAGCAAAACGUCGUGGUUCCGGUGACUGCACAGAAAUUGAUCAAUGUCGUACGGUGCCUACAGAGUACUACUCGCGACAUCAGGUGCUGAAAACCGAAGGUCCGAGCUACAUCAUUUCUCCAAGCUCUCAAGGUCAGAAAGGCGCUCCAGUGUAUGCAUAUCGUCCAGGUACUACGGUUCAACAACAGAAACCUUGGCCUACUAGAGCUCAUGAUGGAUCAAUGGAGUCAAAAUCAAUUUUGAAAUCCCCAAGGCGUAAAACAUCAGCUAAGAAAAAGUAAUUUCAAAUGCACAAGCAGAUUUUACUCCAAGAUUGAUGUCUUAGGACCAUCUGAAAACUGCUUGUACUAAAUAUAUCAAAAAUCUUUUUAAUUUAAAACAGCACAUAAUUUUAACGAGAAAUCAGAAUGCUUACAUUUAUAAUAAAAAGAUAACAUAGGCUUGAUUUUUUCAAUUUUGAAAAUUUUGUUUGUUUAAUUCACGAUACAAAAGAAAAGUAGUAAUGAUUUGAGGGAAAUUUGUCCUCUAAAAGUUACUACAUGAAAUAGUAAAUUUAUAAAUGGACAGGGAACAUGUAAUAAAAAGACA